AUGACAAGGCUAUUACCGAGCAGAAUCCCACACCAACCGGACUUAACCAGGCUGUGCAAUGCCAUUUCGCCAAGGUUGCUACCAAGCAGCACAUCUGGCAGAAUAGCCGUUGGAAUUUCCGCUGCUCUCCUUGUCGCCUUUCUCCACCUCCUCCUCUCUCCCAUCUACUCCUCCUCCUCCCCCUCCUCCUCCACCUCCUCUGCCUCCUCCUCCCCCUCUUCCUCCCUUUCAUCCUCUCCCUCGUCCCCCGUUGUCCAAUCACCUUCAUCCACGUCAGCACACGACGACCUCUCCAUCCUCCUUGACAGCAAGCUUGGGGACCAAAGUUUUGCGUCUCAGGCAGAUUCGGGCUGGGAACGCAAAGGGGAUGACGUGGCUGAUGAUGAUUGGUCGUUGUACCCUGAUUUGGGUGAGAGUUCCCCCCUGCUGCGUCUGCUGCAGCAGCACAACCAGGACGCGGCCUAUUGGCUUCAAGAUAUGGACAGGCGGUUAGAGAGGGAUGCAGCACACCUCAACACCGUUCUUGACCGAGCCAUACAGCAACUGAGCGAGGAGAGGGAUAAGGCAGACACUCAGGCAACGGUGGUGGAUCAAGCGACAGCAGAGGCGAUUCUUAGAGCGCCCAGCAUAGAGGCGGCAUCUGCUGUGCUAAGAAGCUUGCAGGCCACCACUGGACUGGAGAAGAGGUUUCAAGCCGCGUUGCAGAUCUACCAGCAAUGGGACAGGGAGGUGGCGGUGAGGCAGUUCAUGCUGGGGCGACUCAAGGAGCUGGACGGGUACCGGCCGUUGCUGAAAGACUUGGGGAUCUCUGCCGCCCAGGCCAACGCUACUGCCGAGGCCAUGGAUACUAAGAACCCCAAUAAGACACGGCUUGAAGCCUUCGUCAUGUGGUAUCAGCUCUACUCCUUCUGGUUCGACCGAGAGGGGCCCGACCACCCCUCCGCGUCAGCAUUCGUCGCUGAUGCGCAAUCCGAUCGGGACGCCAGCCUGGCACGUGCCACGUCAGCAUCGACCACUCUCCGGCGGAUUCAGGAUAGGCUUUUAGGGGAUUGCGGGCUGCGGUUACCACACAGUAAUUGGACGGCACAGCAGGACGAGUUUCUGGCUUGGUUUCACACUGUAGCUGCCGCAGCUGGUGCCGAGCCUCAGUGCAUGGACUGGGAGAGGCUCGAACCUGGGCUCGGAAUGGUCGGCUAUCGGACGGAUAAUAUGACAAAUCUUGCCGCCCCAACAACCGGCAAAAUCGUCAGCUUCUGGGCGGAUUUGGCUCGAGAGGAGGAUGAGGUGGAGAGAAAGAAGAGGAGAGACCCAGAGACGGGAGUGGGGAUGCAUUUCACAGGGCUGGUGACGGGGAUGCCUCUGGUGGUGCGGCGGAACGUGUUGAGGCGUCUGGGUGGGCUGGAUGAGGCUGAUGACCGGGAGGGUCCGUGCAUGGGUGGGCUGGAUGAGGCUGAUUACUGGGAGGGCGAGGCAGUGAUUGUGUCGGACUGGCAGCUUGCUACUCGUGUGAGGCUGUCUGGUUACUACGUGAGGUUUUCAACCCAUUCGGAGUAUAAGGAUAGCAGCAAGGAGGGGUGUGCUGAGAUGCAUGGGAGUGGGGAUGCCUUCCUUUCCCUCCAUCAUGCCAUACCUUCCCUCCAUCGCACUCACCCUUCUGCUCCAUCACUCUCCCUUCCCCUUAUUGAAAUGAUGAGCACCACCAGGUUGCUCGUCUGUACCUUCGCAAAGGAUCCUCUGGUGAUGCUGGCAACUUUGAUCGCAUUUCCAGAACUGGUUACCGCCGCGUAA
Messenger RNA from Closterium sp. Yama58-4, 1788 nucleotides. The record is from the annotation of a GenBank genome assembly. NCBI's taxonomy places the organism in Eukaryota, Viridiplantae, Streptophyta, Zygnematophyceae, Desmidiales, Closteriaceae.